AUGAGUAGAAUAGGUGCCUACAAGGCCCAGUUUUCAUGCCUCUCCCCACUGACCACUGCUCCUUGUGUUGCCACUACCACUAUAGAUGCUCUGAAGGCGGCUGCAGCUACGUUGGUAACAUCUACAACAUCAUGCACUGUCACCACCGCCUGCCAGUGUGAACUUGAUGCGGCAAAAGCAGACAUCUCCACCGAUGCCAAGAAGUGCACUGCCUACAAGGCCCAGUUUUCAUGCCUCUCCCCACUGACCACUGCUCCUUGUGUUGCCACUACCACUAUAGAUGCUCUGAAGGCGGCUGCAGCUACGUCGGUAACAUCUACAACAUCAUGCAGUGUCACCACCGCCUGCCAGUGUGAACUUGAUGCGGCAAAAGCAGACAUCUCUACUGAUGCCAAGAAGUGCACUGCCUACAAAGCUGAGUAUGCGUGCCUCUACCCACUGACCACUGCUCCCUGUGUCAGCGGCACUGACAUAGCUGGUCUGAAGACGACUGUCGCUACGUCGGUAACAUCUACAACAUCGUGCACUUUUGAUGACACAUGCGUGUGUCAGAGAGCCUAUGACGCCGCAACGAAAGGGACGCCUGCAGAACAAUGCGCCGCUUAUAAAACCGAACUGAGUUGUCUGAGAACUGCACAAUCAUCCGGCUGUGACAGCACUACCGCCAAGAGCGCCAUUGCAACGACCGCUGAAACUGCAAGAGCAGCAUUGGCAGUUGGCGAUUGUCCAGCCCUAAGCGCCACGUGCCAGUGCGAGGUCGACGCCGCAAAGGGAGAUGCAUCCACCAGCGCCAAGUAUUGCACUGUUCUGACCACUCUGAAGACCUGCCUCUCUGCCAUCACCACCACGACCCAGAAAGGGUGUAACAGCACCACCCAGGCAGCUCUUGUGACUGACACUGAGACCAAGAUAACUGCUGCCAAGUGUGGGAGUUUUGCGGAUCAUGUUACCUACACGAUGACGUCACUGGUCGUUCCAGUUCUUGUACACCUGUUUAUGUAACGCCCUUCAAUUAGGGUCUUUGACCCUAAUGUUUGUUCCAAAUUCUUAUUUAUAUAAUAUUAUAAUAUAAUAUCAUCUGCUGUGGCUAACUGUGACAUUAUGAGUGUUUGAAGGCUUAUGUUAUUUAAAUUUGAAAUAUGCGUCACCUGUUUCCAAUAUGUAUUACUGAC
Molecule: messenger RNA, 1172 nt
Organism: Haliotis rubra (blacklip abalone)
Lineage: Eukaryota; Metazoa; Mollusca; Gastropoda; Lepetellida; Haliotidae
Exons: 11
Coding region: 1-1002 (333 amino acids)
Source: RefSeq, a predicted model, not a curated record